AUUUGUUUUGUUGCAUUUAGUUCGUCAACGCCUAUGUGGUUAGUCCAAAUGAUAAGUUACUGUUUGUUUCAAAAUGUGAAUCAUAUUAAUUAUGGAAGUAGUUUAUUACGUCUUCCCUGUUUGACCACAACGCUUGUGCCAAUGUGUAAAUAUGGCUGACACAGUGAAUUGUUGCAAGACACCAGAUAUAAAACUUCAGUUGGCCGAAAUCAAAAAUAAUUUCCGAAAGAAUUGGAAUAAAUCUAAACGUCUGGGUGAAAGGAUUUUUAAUGUAGAUAGCUUACUAAGAGGCGCCGGCGUCAACGUUCAAGAUGAUAAUGGUUAUACGCCGUUACAUCACGCAUGUCUAUACGGUCACAAAGAGAUAGUUGGUCUCCUACUGUCCGUGGACGCAAACCCAUGCAUAGUGGACAAGAAGGGAGCCACGCCGCUCCACCUGGCGGCGUUCAAAGGCGACUCGGAAUCGGUUAGGAUCCUCCUUGCCCACAACAACCCCCCAGUCAACAUAGACCAGCAAACAUUAGACCACGAGACGGCCGUGCUCAUAGCGGCCCACUUCGGAUACGUGGAAAUAGUACAGCAACUGAUAGAGAAAGGAGCAGAUGUGACGAUAAAGAACAUAAGCGACGAAAGCGCGUUGGACCUCGCCGCGCAGUAUGGAAGGUUAAAAACAGUGGAGUACUUACUGAAAGUGAGGCCCCAGCUCAUCGACAUGUACAAGCCGCCGACCUGCAGGGUGUUCCCCACCACGCCACUGAACAGAGCCAGCAAGCAUGGCCGCAAAGAGGUCGUAGCCGUCCUCAUAGCGGCUGGGGUAGACCCAAACAUACGCACGUACGAAGGCACGCCGCUGCACGAGGCGGCCAGGUUCGGCCGUGCGUCCGUCGUUCGCGUGCUGCUGAAGAACGGCGCCGACCCCAACCUGAAAGACAGGAGGGGGAAGACUGUCUACGAUGUUCUGAAUGAGUACCCCGAGGAGGCGACUAUGAAGGUCUGGGAGAUUUUGCGAAAGUACGAGAGUACAAUAGGCUCGUACAGUGAUGAGGACGUGCCCCCGUUUCCCGUGGUCGACUGCAGUCCCACCCCCACGAAAGGCCCUGAGACCCAGAAAAGAACUAACAUUAAUGAAAGCUUAUUAUCACCAUCUUCAUCUUCUGUAACAAAAAGUUUUGUCAAAAAGCUUGCUUCAAAAUGCUUGGGCCUUAAAGCGAAGUUCAAUUCAGCCCCUAACAUUUCUAACAACGCAGGCUUAGAACCGGAAGUCGAUGUUAAAUCAAAACGACAUGAAAAUAAAAGUAGUAUGAAUACAUUGCUCAUAGGAAACAGUAAAUUUUUUAAAAUUCUGUCGAAAAAGGAGGAGUCAGGAGAAAUUGUUUGUAAUUAUGAAUUUGAUACUAUAUCGCUAGACAGGGCAGGCACACUCAACAGAGACGCGGUUGUGAAUAGGAGCAACAGGAGUUGUCCUGGUUUUAAAACAUCAUUACCCAAUAUUUCCGAAAAUAAUGAACUUAGUGAUUCUCAAGAGUUAGUACCUCAGUCUACUAUUAUUAAAGAUGUAGACAGUGAUAAUAAUUAUAAGAAGAAAACUGGUAUUGCGGAGGCUGUAAACAUGAACCCAAAAAUUGAUAUGAUAUUUGAACCUAGAGAUAGAAUAUCAAUUAUAUCUAGGGAAUCCGCAAACUUUGUUAAUGAUUGCUACGAAUCUUUCGAAUUUUUCCAACGUGAUAGCCAAAAAGUUGAUAAACUCGGUUCACAUCCGAGACCAGCCCCACGACCCAACGUGGUUGUGCCUAAUCCGAAGCCAGAUAGUUCUAUUUAUGAGAACAUUACGUUAAUACCUAAAACCAUCCCUACUCCUGCAGUUAGAACUCAUGUUCCUCCUAAAUUAGCUGCGGACGACUCUGAUAAAAAAGGACUAUAUGAGAACAUCAAUCUCAUACACGAGAAAAAACCCGAGCCGCCCAAACGAAAUAUUUUACCAAUAUAUUCCAACACAAAGUUGAAUGAUUACUCCACCAAUACAAGUAGAUCAUCCACAUUGUCCUCUGAUUCUAUGGUGGAUGAAUCCAAUUUGGAAGAUAUUUUACUGUCUCAAAAAUCAAAAUCGUUUCGCCACGGUAAAGUUCCAUCUUAUUAUUCAGAAUCUGGCAAAACAGAUGUUUAUAGAACGCGAUCCAAUUCUUCGAAUUCCUCCGAAGGCACUGAAGCCAGUGCGAUAGAAAACGUUGAUUGCAGCGAAGAAUUACAAGAUAAAAGUAUAUACCUGUCGAUGACAGGCACUUUGCCUCCCAAGAAAGCGGAGAAGGUUACUAAAAAGAAAGUAUUAUUUAGGCAUAAAACUUUUACUAAUAUCGAAGUGGAUAGAAAUUCAACGAAAGUUAGGGAUUUGCCACAGUGGAAUAAUGAAUUUCUUAAAGAAACGCUAGCACAUUAUCACAUAAGGGGCACGGGACAUUGUAUAUACAAAGCGCCCACAGUGAAAGAGUUCCUUAACUUUUUCAAUAGGGACACGAUUAGUAGUAAUGUCUUCUCAUCAUUAACGGGUUCCAACCGCAAAAGAGAUAGUUAUUAUGAAACUGCCAUAUGUUUCUGUAAGCCUAGACCGUUAAAGAAUUACAGUAGUGCUGAAAAUCUAUUAGACAUUAUAUCUCAUACAGACGAGGAAGAAAAAGUUCUUAUAGAUUUUGACGCUUUGAAUAAUCAGCGUGAGUUGAUUUCAGCAUCGUUCCGUUGCUUCUGCGAAACCGGAUCAUGUACCCUUAAUUCAAAGCGAUUAGAAACUCCAUUAGAUUUUGUAGUUAAGUUUUCAGCUAUAAAGAAAAGUAUUUCGACACCCGACAUUACUUUGGACAGUUCUCCUUCUUCGACAGUACAGAAAGGUAAUUUCCCGAAAAAUAAUUCUGUCCCACACAAUCUAGAAGAACCGUAUGCUAUAGUUAAUGUCGAAGAAAUAAUUGCCAGAAAACAAUGUAGUAAAGACGAACAAGCCAGUAAUCCUAACAGUUUAAGUUACACGAGUACUUCAUCAUCAAAUUCAGCACGUCCUUAUUCCAUAAAAGAUAUAGCGGAAGUAAUAUCGCUUAAUUCGACAUCGACUACCGCUAGUCUGCCCUCUGCUUCUAACAAUUCGCAUUUGCCUCUACGUAAAUCGAGCUCCUCGGAAUACUCUGGCAAAUGGUCCCUACAUUCAUGCAACUCGAAUGUCACCAUUAAAUCGGACAGCUCAUUUAAAUCGUGCAUUGAAGAAUCUUCAGAGGAAGAUUCAGACGGCACGCUGCAUUCUGAUGCAGGAUCCUCAGACGCUGAGACAAUAAAAUCUGACGCUAGUACUGCAAAGAGGCCGUGGGUUCAUAGCGAUUCUUUCAGGUUUGGAGGUAAUUCCAAAUCUGAAAUAAAGUAUGUGUACCUCAAAGAGGAGACGUUGGAGGAAUCUAAUUUAGAAUCGGUUUCGAAAGUAGAGAGCGGUAUUAGUGUGGGAGGGUCUGAGAGUUCGUCAUCGGGUGCGGACGAUGACAGUGGUGUUCCGAGGGCUUACGCGGAUGUGUCGCUUGAUACUGCUUCGCUUGAGCGGGGAUCGGUGGCGGGGGGUGUUCGCAGCGGGUCGGGGCGCCGGCGGUGGGACGAGACGGAGGGCACCAGCGAGGGCGAUGCGCUGAGCGUGUCCAGCGCUGCAUCUAGCUGCGCCCCGCUGCAUCUUCACAACCAGGAAUACAGUAAGGUUUCGCCUACCCCCCCAAAGAAGCCGCCGCGUCGGAACCUGUCAGUGUCCCCUACCCACGCUAACUCCCCCUCCUACGGGUACAGCUAUGAGCUAAGGCCGCAUGCGAGAAGUCAGGACGAUUUGGACGAUAUACAGGGUGCUAAACAUUACCUCAAACUUGGCCGAUCGGUGGACCAUUACGUCGAAAGCAAACUGUCGUACUCAGAGUACGAGGAGAACCACAACUCACCGAGGGUCAUACCUAUCCCGAACCCAAGACCCAGCCUUAAGCAGAGGUCUCAGCCCGUCGCGAUCACGGCUAUGUACGAGAAUGUCGUCAUAAAAGAACAAAACCCGAGACGGAAGUUGAGAAGGAACAACUUUCUGCCCGGACACGAGAUCGAGACCAGAAUGAACGAUAACAGAGCGAGAAAGUACUCCAAUCAGGAGAGGUCUUCUCUGGAGAGUUUGCUCGACGAUCAAUCUAUGAACAGUCCGAGCGAGUGCGAUCGGUUCAGCGACGGGCACAGGGGGAUUCCCCUGUCGCCGACGCAUUACGAACAGCCCCCCACCCCGGACCAUCCGCCGCCGUCGGCGAGGCAGGCCGAGAACAGCAUUCACGAGAAAAUAAGGCCUUUGAGUCAGGAAUACAAACGGCGCUCGGUGCUGCGUGACAGUCAAACUGAGACGGAGGUGAGUUUGCUGCGCGCGGCAUCAGCAGCAUCAGUGGCGAGCGGCGCGACCGACCGCAGCGGCAACACCGACAACUGCGUCGAGGAGUACGUCUGCGACGUGCCUUUUGCUGGCCUCUUCAAAGGCUCCACAACAACAUUAGACGGGAUCGGUUUACGGCCGAUGCCAGCCGAACGGCCGAAGACGUUGCGAAAACUAAAAUCUGUGUACGACGCGUCCCCAACAGAACCGCCGACGAUCAACACUGCCAACUUGAGCAGCAAUGGACAGCAUGACAGGAAUAUCAACGGGGUUGAGGAUGAGGUCCGGAGACGCAGCAACACCACCAGUUCCAACCAUAGUGGAGAGAAGUCGCUGUCAAUUCUCAGUCCUUUUGAUGAGCAGGAGGAAUGGGCAAAGAUCUCCGAGAUAAUGGCGUCAUUCGGCAGCAAGUUGGUCCGGGAGUCGGUGUUUGUCUCCGAGUUGGAGCAGGAGUUCACCUCCCGCCUCGGUCUGAGCUGCUCCGAGUCCAGCCUCAGUCCAUCCGUCGCCUCCAACCUGGGUCUCUGGCUCUCUAGCAUUGGAAUGCACGAUUACGAAACUCUGUUUUUGGACAGUGGUUAUGAUGAUAUCGAUUUUAUUAACGGUAUACUAGACGAAAACGACCUACGAGAAAUCGGCAUAGAAGAAAACGAUAGGCAUAAAAUAUUAGAAUCGGCGAAACAGUUACCUCUUAAAAUAGCGGAAAUAAGCAAUAAUCAUAACAAUAAUAAUAUAAGUAAGAACCAAAAUGAAUCUGUGGAGGAAUGGUUAAGGCAUAUUAACUUAGAACAAUAUAGUGAUACGUUUAGGAAGCAUUUGUAUGUGGACAUGGAUAGAGUGAGGAGGAUUUGGGAAGUGGAGUUGACAGCUGUACUUGAGAUACAGAAGGCUGGACAUCGGAAGAGGAUCUUGGCUUCAGUGUCUGGUGAACAGAACGGACCUGCGAACCACAUGGAGGAUAUUAAUGCUGAUCUCAAUACUUUGAAAAACAAUAUCCAACAACUGAAAGAAGAAAUAAAAGAAAAGUUACCUCCUUCUGAAAACCUAAAACCUGUACCGCCUCCAGUGGUGCCUACUCUAGUGCCCCCUGGUGGGGAAACGUUGAAACGCAGUAAGAAGAACAGACCGGCUCCUCAGCCUCCAAGACCUUCGGAUCUGGAGAUCAGAGCGCCUUCGGAGCUGUUAGUUGGGGUACCAGGGGCAUUGAAGACACAGUGGAAACAUCAACCUUUUGUGUUGGUGACCGGCGCCGUGACUUAUGUAGCCAAUUAUUUAGGAUCGACGGUCGUAAAAGAACUAAGAGGGACAGAAUCAACGAAAAAGUCUAUACAAAAAUUAAAGAAAUCUACCAAAGAACCAAGGGACUCCCCGGACAUUAUACUAUCAAUUAGUUACAGAGGUGUCAAGUUCCUUAAUACUAUAACGCGAGAGCUGGUUUGCGAACACGAGAUCCGGAACAUCCACUGCGCGUGUCAGGACGCCGAUGACUUGACCCACUUCGCGUACAUCACCAAAGACCACGCCACCAGGAGCCACUACUGCCACGUCUUCAGAGUCGCUACCAUGGAUCAAGCGACCGAAGUUAUUCUAACUUUAGGCGAAGCGUUCGAAGUGGCCUACCAAAUGGCGCUAAGAGAACAAUCCAACAGAACAAGAGUGACCCAGUCUCUCGCCAAAACCCCAACCCACGACCCCAUGACAACAAGCAAUAAGGAGAAACCAAACGUGAACCACGGAAGGUCACAUUCGAUAACAGAGAUCAAGUUAAAUGGUCACCAGUUAAAGGUAGCUCCCUUACCCGCUUCGCUCUCUAACGAAGAUUUUCAAGCUACCAGAAACUCUGAUGGAUCGAAGAGUCCAAGAACACCACUUCUGAAAGCGCCUAUAGCUUCCACAGAAGAAUUGUAAAGGUAAUGUUAACUAUAUGGUCAUAAAACAUUGUCGAAUAUAAUGCAGUUUCUUAAAAUUGUAUUCAAAUUGUUAAGAAAGGUAGUCUUCCCCAACGAGACUUCCAAUAGAAGAACUAAAUUUUUUUUGGAAAUUAUAACGUUUCAUUGGUAUUACUCGAAUUUUUAAUGAUAUUCGUAUGUGUAAUCAAUAUUAUAGAUUUGGAUGUUAACGUUUAAGAGCCGAACGGAAUAUCGAUUCGUGUUAAAAUUUCGACACUGCUUUUUUGAACCAUUACCUAUUUUAUAUUAUAUGAUAUUAGAUAAAUGGUUUUACUAUUGAAUAGUAAAAUGUUAGGGGCUGUUAUAUUUAUAAUGUUAGUUUUUACUGUAUAUUAUGUUUAAAUUGGAAAUGUACGUGUGGUAUACAAUGUUUGCAAAUGCAGCUAAUGCGUGUCGAAUUUUACAGUUUUUAUCGCAGUAAAUAUGUUAUAAAUCACGUGUUUAGAUGUUAAUUACACAUAUCUGUACCAUAAUUAAAAUUAAAUAAAGUUAGCAUAGUCAUUUUAUUGUACAUCGACGUUUUUAUAUUGUCUGGAAUUUUAAUUUGAACCAUUCCAUUCCUGUCAAUGUUUGCAAAAAUAAAACAAUAGAAUAUACGAAAAGAAUAACUUCCAGUAUUUUAAUAAUAUGCAAUAUUUAAGACUGUUUUAUUUAUAAGUGCAUUUAAAUGAUAAGUUUUAAGGCGUGGAAGUUUUCAUAAAAAGCAAUUUUGUAGCAGUUUUGUAUAACUAUGGUACAGACGUGUGCAACUUUAGUAUUUGUAUAUCAUAAUUGGUAAAAAUAUGGUUUGAUUAGGCCUAAAAUAUAAUCUCGUACCUAGUUUAGUAAUACGUUACCAAAUUUUUUUCGGUGUCGUAUUUGUAUAUAGUUGUAUGUAAGAUCAUCGACGGUUGUUGGCAUCUUAUGACGACAUGUGUUUUCGCCUAAUAUGACAUAUAGUACAUAAAACAUAUCAAACAAACAUUAUAUCCAUAUUAUCUCGACUCUUGAUUGUAUUGAAAGGGGUCCAGUGAAAAUGGUCGAUGUUAACCAUUUUAGCUAGAACGUAUCACAUUGUCGCAUUGUAGACGGGUCUAGUUAAAGUGGUUAUGCAAAGUUGAGCUUCCGAUGUUAAUUUUGCACGUAGGUUUGUCGGUUAAUACAAUAUUUGUGUCUCAAAUGACAAAAAAAAUGUUUUUGGAUGAAUUGUUCAUAGUUUUCUCUUAAUUACGGCAACUGUUUGCUCAAAUGUUUUUAAUUAUUGACAAUCAUUUGUGUCCGUUUACAUUUAUAUUUAGAAUCAAAAGGUAAUCAAAUUCUGUUAAUACACUAUUGAGAGAAACGGAUUUCGCGUUAUUUAAUAACUUAUCAACCGUCAGUUACUAUCUUAAAUAAAUAUUGAACAUCGAUAAAUGUUUUAAUUAAGUGACUAUAAGUUGUUAAAGUAUGAUUUAAAAUAAAUAGGAAAGCGAUGUACUAUCAAGAAUACAGUGGGCCUCAUUAUAAGUAAUUAAUUUCAUAUAGACGAAGUAUCUACAUUAAAUUUAUAUUUAAUGAUGCGACACUGUAUUCAUUCAAUUUACAUUUUCAUUUGUUUAUUUGUUCAUUUGUUCCACACCUAUUAUUUGUGAUAAUACACCUAAUUUGAAAGUAAACGUGUUUAAAUUUA
Messenger RNA from Manduca sexta (tobacco hornworm), 8011 nucleotides. RefSeq lists its product as uncharacterized. Gene Ontology annotation, cellular component: cytosol. The record is from RefSeq and is a predicted model, not a curated record. Gene Ontology annotation, molecular function: protein binding. NCBI's taxonomy places the organism in Eukaryota, Metazoa, Arthropoda, Insecta, Lepidoptera, Sphingidae. The transcript has 18 exons. Bases 152 to 6322 code for a protein of 2056 amino acids.